Molecule: messenger RNA, 3414 nt
Organism: Arxiozyma heterogenica
Lineage: Eukaryota; Fungi; Ascomycota; Saccharomycetes; Saccharomycetales; Saccharomycetaceae
Exons: 2
Coding region: 1-3414 (1137 amino acids)
Biological process (GO): positive regulation of transcription by RNA polymerase II
Cellular component (GO): nucleus
Molecular function (GO): protein binding
Source: RefSeq, a predicted model, not a curated record
AUGUCUGUAAACUCUUAUGGUUCACCAGCUGUUUUAAAUGGAUCACAACAAUAUAUAAUAACAAAUGAUAUUCCUUAUCAAGGACAAUUUACGCCAAGUGAAGGUAUGUUUCCCUUGCAACAACAACAACAACAACAAAUACCGCAACAACAACAACAACAACAAAUACCGCAACAACCACAGCAACCACAGCCGCAACCAAUGUUUUCUCAGCAACCAGUAUAUCCAUCAGUAACCACACCUGCAACCAAUACUUUUCCUCAGCAACCUGCUGUAUUUGUUCCUGUAUCUAGACAAAAUUAUAUGAAUCCAUCAUCACGACAACAACAACAACAGAUACCCACCCAACAAUCACAAUUACAACAGCAACAUUUAGUAAAUGCAUAUUCUCCAAACUAUACAUUAAAUCCUGUAUCUAGCAUACCAACAAACGUUCCUAAUCCACAACAAUACGCAGGUUCUAUGUUUCUAAAGCAAGGCCAACAACAACAGCAACCGCAACCGCAACAGCAGCAGUAUCCACCUCAGAGUCAAACACAGUCGCAACCUUUGUAUAUGAAUCAUAUACAACAAGGGCGACCAUUUGAUCCAACCAUGCAACAGUGGAUAAUGACUCAGCCUAUACCUGCAGGACCUCCUAUACCUAAUUCUUCCUUUGCUCCUGCUCCUGCUCCUUCUUCAAUGUCCCCCUCUUCUUCAUAUUCUCAUCCUAUUUCACAACAACAACAACAUGCCUUAUACAAUCCUCAACAAUCUGUUCCUCAUAGACAACCUCAAGUUAAUUUUAUGAAAAGUCGGAGGUAUGGUACAAUGCAUCAUAUUCAUGGUAACAGUAACAGUAAUAAUAGUAGCUCCAUUGACUUUAAUAACAAAAGUACCCAUUGGAAUAACAACAAUAUUGAAAGUACAAAUAUAAAUAUCAACACCAGGUUUACAGAGUUAGAAAAAUCAAAGGAAACUUUAAAUAACUAUAUUUUUGAUUUUUUACAAAAAUCCAAGUUUAACAAAUCAGCAACUAUUUUUAAGCAAGAAGCAAAAUUGAAUGAUUCCAAAAAUAUUACACAAUUCGAAUAUUCUAAUACUUCAAAAGGAUUUUUAAUUGAAUGGUGGCAUAUUUUUUGGGAUUUAUUUAAUACAAUAACAAAACGUGGUGGUACUGAAGUGGCUAAUAAGUAUUAUCAAAUUGUAUCAAAUCAAAGAAGGCGAGAUAAUUCAUAUAAGGCCCAGAUGUUAUAUGCCGCAAAAUUACAGAAUUUAGCAGAACAAAGAGGUGAAUAUGGCGAGCACUCAAGGGAUCCUUUAUCCUUGUUACCUUUGAUUUCCAAGUAUCAUAAUACUAAUAGUAAUAAUAAUAUACCAAAUUUUGAGUUUAAUAGAACAAAGAAAAAUAAUGAUUAUGAUAAUAAAAGCACUAAUAGCAAUUAUAACAGUAAUGGAAAUACGAGUAGGAAUAAUAAUCAAAAUAUGAACCAAAAGCAAAUAAAGCCUGAUUUUGAUAAUUUAAGUAAUGGAAAUACUAUUCCACAAAAAUUACCGAUAGACCAACAAGCUAAAUAUGUCCAAUUACCUCUUCAACAGGUUCAACAGGUUCAACAGCAACAAAUGCAAAUGCAGGUUCAAUUACAACUUCAGAGACAAAUUGAACAACAAAGACAGCAACAGCAACAAUAUCAGAAAAGGAUUCCCAAUCAGCAACAACAGCAACAAUCUUCUGUGUUAUACUUUGGUCAAGCUCAGAAUCAAAAUCAAAUAAAUAGUUCCACAUUUCAACAGGCAUCACCAUGCGAAAAUGUAAACAACAUAUCUCAAUGGAGAUCAGCACAAGUUUAUAAUAACCCAAUGAAGUCUAUGGAAGGCUUUUACAACUCUGUUACUGAUUAUAACGACUAUUAUAAUGCAGGUGGUAGUAGUGAUAAAUGGGAUACAAAGUCUGCUGUAUCAAAAUUCUCUAAACAAGAUCAACUUGAUGCUUAUAACAAUUAUAAAAAUCCUCUUAAUGAUAAAAAAGUGAAUAACCAGAAUAGGCAAUACAGUAUACAAGAUACCGGUGAAGAUAAUACGGAAAAUAAUUUUGAAUCAGUGAGUAAUGAUUAUGCUACCUUGAAUAACAAUUCUAAUCUUCCAACAGGGGACACUAACAAUAUGUCUAUUUUGGAUAAUGAUCUUACCUCUCCACAGAAUAAUAAAACUAAAAAAUCGAGGAUAAAAAACAAGAAGCCAUCAUUGUACGAUACAAAGAAAAAAACUUGUAUGAAAUCAUUUACUCCGUCAGUUGGUUCUUCCAUAGCAACUACUUCAAAGACAUCAGGAUUAAACAAGAGUAAAAGUGAAUCAAAAAUAGACUUUCAAAGCAAUGGUAUAAUGUCAAAUAAUAACAAUAUGAAGUACAUAAACUCAAGCAUUCUAAAUACAGAUACUGUCCUAAGUCCAGAAUCUAUAGGAAAUAACGGCUUCAAUACAAGUGCAGUACCUUCCUAUGUAUCAGAAAAUUUAACAUUCACGCCUCAACAAGGGGGUGUUUCUCCAAGGACUGGUGACCUACCAAAUAAUUCUAGUAACUCUAAUAUUAACACAGUGCAAUCUUCGUUUUCUGCUGAUACUAAUUACACUAAUAAGGAUAAAGAUAGUAGUCAUAAAUCGCAUAGGAGCAGCAUUAAAAACACAUCAAUGGUACAUGAAAAUGGUUUCUCUAAUACGUCUUUUUCACAAAAUAAAUGGGUUCAUCAGGAUAAAAAAGUUGAUAAUAUUGAUUGUGCAUCUAUAAAAAGAAGGUCAUCUGAUUCAUCUCUUGGUAUUAUUGAUAUAAAAAACAACCAAUUUUUAACAGAAGAGCCAGGUAAAGAUAGUAAAGGAAAGUUUAUUCAACAUUCGAGAAAAAGAAAAGAAAUGAACAAGAACGAAAAACACUCAGAAUCCUCUCGUAAAAGAGGAAGAAAGCCCAAAAAAUCAAAGACUAGUAAUCAAGACAUUAGUGAAGCAGUGUUAGAUAAAGAUGAGAAAUCUAGGGUUUUCAAACACCAGAAUUCAAGUGAAAAAAAUGAGAGAGAUAAAACCAUUAUAAAAAUGGGCGCAUUAUCAGACACAGAAGAGAUUUUUGAAGAAAACGGUAAGAACCAAGUUAAAGAUACUUCACUAGCUAGUUCAAUGAACCCAGAUAUAUUACAGUCCUCAUUUAAAAAUGAUACUGAUGAUUUUGUAGACUUUAAUUUUUCAAAUUUGGAAGCUCCUACUACUGAUCAUUCCAGUUUAAACGCUAUAAUACCUAAUGGUAAUUCUGUUGAAUCUUUUUCCAUACUUUCAGGUAACCUUAAUAUUGGAGGAGGCCAUGAAAAUGAUACUAGCAAUAAAAAAGGGGCAUCUCCAAAUAAUGUAGAAGGUGGAGAUAUAGACUUUAAUUUUAUAGACUGGCAAUAA